This is a messenger RNA of Lolium rigidum, 1103 nucleotides long. Its product is annotated as BTB/POZ and MATH domain-containing protein 1-like. Bases 1 to 1068 code for a protein of 355 amino acids. Gene Ontology annotation, biological process: protein ubiquitination. Gene Ontology annotation, molecular function: protein binding. The transcript has a single exon. NCBI's taxonomy places the organism in Eukaryota, Viridiplantae, Streptophyta, Magnoliopsida, Poales, Poaceae. The record is from RefSeq and is a predicted model, not a curated record.
AUGUCGUCCGCCGGCAACGGCACGAAGCCUUCGAGGUCCGCCAUCGUGGCCGACAUGGCGAGCGGGCACCACCUUCUCACUAUCCACGGGUACUCCGGCACCAAGACCAUCCCCACCGGAGAGUGCACCAAGUCCCUCCCCUUCACCAUCGGCGGCCAUCGCUGGCGCAUCGACUACUACCCCAACGGCAAAAGAUCCGAGGUCGCGCAAUACAUAUCCCUCGGCUUAACCCUCGACGAAGAUGUCGCGACCGAGGUGAAGGCGAAGUGGAACAUCUGCCUCGCCGACGAGGAGGAGGAGGCGAAGCAAGUGGCGUCGCUGGCAUCGGAAUCGGUGUACAAAUUCCCCUCCCGGAGCUGCUCGCCGUACACGACCUUCGUCAAAAGGGAAAACCUGGAGAACUCCAAGCAUCUCAGGAAUGAUUCAUUCACCAUCCGGUGCGACAUCGUCGUCGUCCGCGGUUGCCGCGCACAGGAGCACGCAGCGGCCUUUGUCUCCGUGCCCCCGCGCAACCUGCGCCGGCAUCUGGGAGAGCUCCUCAAGACCGAGAAGGGCGCUGACGUGGUGUUCGAGGUCGGUGGCGAGACCGUCGCCGCGCACCGCUGCGUGCUUGCCGCUCGCUCCUCGGUCUUCAGCGCCGAGCUCUUUGGACCGAUGAAGGAGGGCAACGCCGCCUCUGGCAUUGUCGUGCGCGUGGAAGACAUGGAGGUGGUGGUGUUCAAGGCGUUGCUCCACUUCGCCUACACGGACUCGUUGCCGGAGAUGCAGAAGGAAGACGAAGACUUGACCUACCAGCAUCUGCUUGUUGCAGCGGACAGGUACAAUAUGGAGCGUCUGAAGCUGAUCUGCGAGGGGAAGCUGUGCGAGUACAUCGAUGUGGGCACGGUGGCGACCAUCUUGGCGCUAGCCGACCAGCACCAUUGUGAGGGGCUGAAGAAGGCUUGCUUGAACUUUCUAGCUGCUCCGGCAACUCUGAAGGCGGUCAUGGCCACCGAUGCCUUCCAGCAUCUGAGUCGGAGCUGCCAUUCUCUCAUGGUCGAGCUCAUGGCCAUGUCCUUGCAGAAUUAGCUGAGUGAUCAAUGCUGUGUGCUCUAGGCUUAUCA